GUCGCCACAGUCAAUCUGCUGCAUUGAGAAGCACCAUUGCGAAGACAUCAUAUCCAAGAUGGCAGCGCCCAUAUCGUGUACGUGACAACCAGAGUUACUCAAUCGUGACGACAACACGCGUAUGAGCGCCUACGGUGACAUGUUCUAGCGGUGAUUUGAAACUUCUUUUUGACUGACAGACGAGACAAGGUUUUUCCGUUUCUGUGGCUUCCACCUUACGUGUUCUUGCUUCGUCUUGCGCCAACAGAAUGUGUGUUUCGUACGUUCCGUGAGUGACAGUCGUGCUAGUUACGUGCAACACGUGCGUGUCGUCCAUUCAUUUGUGAUUUCAAGUUCUUCGGCAACUGCGUUACAAGUUUUUUAUGCCGUAAGUGCGCUUGUUUUGAAACUACUGCCGACGCGAUGCGCUUCUCCGUGUCCCACGCUUGUAAAACGAGCAGCGGCCGCUGCGGCGAGAUUUGGGGCCUCCAAGGAGCGUCCGACGCCGAAUGCUUGCAGACACCGACGUGCCUGUUGUACACGCAUGCCGGUAGCGUGCCACACCUGACGUAUGACAUGCUGCACAAAAUCAAAAGUGUCGACCAUCACCCCGCGCUUUUUCCCUUGCCUCCCAUAGCGAGCUUCGCAAAUUCGGUUCAAGAGUUCGGCGCCGGUAUUUCAACGUUUUCGGGCAUGUCCACGCACCCGUCAUUUAUAAGAAUCCAGGAUCCAAUGAAGGCGACGCCGUCCGGAUUCAAUGACAAGGCGGGCGUCUCUAUUUGGGACCAGGGAGGUCGCAUCCAUCUCAACGUCCCUAGUUUCAUGCGGAUCAUGGAAGCGUUCAAACCAUCUUGCUAUCAGGCGCUUUGCGACAGCGAUACGCCCAAGGACGCCACGAGGAAGAGGCUACAGCGAUCAGUAGAAAGGACGACUUCUCUGCUAGACCAGUGCAUCGCCGCGAAGUCGGUGUCAAGCGCUCUUCGGGACACCUGCAUUCUCGGAACGGUCGUGGGCGGUUACAGCAGGGAGCACCGGCACGCAUCGGUGAUGGAGAUCUCCAAACGCGACGUCGACGGAUACGUCAUCGAAGGGUUCCACGUGGACGGACCGGCAUCGAAAAGCCUGAAGUUCGAAGAGGUGGACGACCUCUUGCAGGAGGUGGUUGCAUUCUUGCCUGAAGACAAACCGCGGUUCAUGUACGGCGUGCUGCGGCCGGAAUUCAUACUGAAGGCCGCCAUGAGCGGCGUUGACGUUUUUGACACUUCCUACGCGAACGCGGUCACCGACGACGGGCUGGUUCUGUCGUUCCGCUGCAGCUGUGACAACGAGCUCGCGACGAUGCUCGAAAGGAACCUGUCAGAUCACCAACUCGCGUUGGACAUGAGGGAUUCCGUGUACAGGGACCAAUUCGUGCCGCUCUUGGAAGGAUGCGUUUGUUACGCGUGUAGACACUUCACGCGAGCCUACGUUAACCAUCUGCUGAGCACGGGCGAAAUGCUUGCUUACGUGUUACUAAGCGUGCACAACAUCCACCACUUCCUAAAUUUCUUCGAGGCCAUCAGGAGGUUCCUAAAGGCGCGGCACUGAAAGUUGUGUGAUUCUUUCUUACAUUCGCACAAGUCGCAUUGCUGGAAACUCUAGUAGACGGGACCAUUGAAGGACAAUAAAGCAUAUCUGUUCAAAUGGCGAC
Messenger RNA from Rhipicephalus microplus (southern cattle tick), 1669 nucleotides. Its product is annotated as queuine tRNA-ribosyltransferase accessory subunit 2. Lineage: Eukaryota; Metazoa; Arthropoda; Arachnida; Ixodida; Ixodidae. The record is from RefSeq and is a predicted model, not a curated record.